This is a messenger RNA of Pieris macdunnoughi, 684 nucleotides long. NCBI's taxonomy places the organism in Eukaryota, Metazoa, Arthropoda, Insecta, Lepidoptera, Pieridae. The record is from the annotation of a GenBank genome assembly.
AUGACAAAACAUUUCAAUCUAGCUGAAAUUCAGGAUGCUUGGCAAACAUUAGAAGACAGGCGGCAUUCUCGAAAUCUAAGAGGCGACUACCAUUAUCACACUAAACGACACAUGCUGCCUCGGGAAGGCGAACCAAGAAAACGCGCUACCUCACAGCGACCAAAGGAAUUAAGAAAAAAGCCAUCAGGUCAUCUAACUCCUUUAAACGAAGAUGACAUAGAAAAUGAUGAAGUCGUUUCCGUAGCAGUUGGACCACCAGCGAUCAGACCUAAAUACGACAAACUAUCAAAAAGUAAUGGAAAAUUAGUCCCAUCUAACAUUAAUGCUGGUGAUAGUAAAGCCAGCACUCUGGUUAAAGAUGUUUUAUUACAAUUAGGAAGAGAAUUAUUGUCACGUCAAGUAUCUGAAGAUUUUGUGUUUGGUCAAUACGUUGGAAUGGCUAUGAAAAAUCUUACAGCGGACUUGAAAUUGAGAAUGCAACAUGAAAUUUUAGAACUUAUAGUUAAAUAUCAAAAGCUGAAAACUGAACCACAAACAACGACCACACAACCCGAGGAUAAAAGUACUAGUACUGUUUAUAGUGAAGUCAAAUAUAAAGUAGAACUAAUAGAGAAAGAAAAGAAAAACGACACGGAUGAAGGUUGGCCCGAUUUCAAUAAUUUAGCUAAAAUUGUUGGUAAAUAG